AUGGCCAAUCUCAGUUCUGGAUCCUUGAAUUCUAGAUCCAAGAUAGUGAACGAGCUACCUAACAGUGCAAAUGCGCUGAGUUCAGUUGCCCAUUCUUCUCUUCCAACUCUAUCAAUCAAGCUUGGGGAAAGAAACUACAGUCAUUGGAGAUCCCAGGUGUUACCUGCGUUAACCUCCUAUGCACUUGAUGGCUUCUUCACAGUUAGCUGGUUAAAUUCUUCCAUUACCGAGUCUAUGUUUAGACAUGUUGCUAAGUGCGGUAAUGCGUAUGAAAUUUGGAAUACAUUAGAGUUGCAUUUUCAGUCUUUCUCAAAGGUGAGAACACUUCAUUUGAGAAAUCUAUUGCAAAGCACUAAGAAAGAGUCUAUGAGUGUUAAUGAGUAUAUUUUGAAAAUGAAAGAGUUAAGGGAUGAACUAGUGGCUAGUGGAGUUCAAAUUGGAGAUGAGGAAUUGUUGCUAUACAUUCUAGACGGUUUAGGUCCAGAGUUUGAUGCAAUGGUAGCUAAUUUGGUGGCUAACAGUAGUACUGCCACUCUCCAAGAAGCACAAAUACUACUCCACAAACAUGAGAUGAGAACUGAGAAGCAAAAUAGUAUAUUGUCUAACUUUCAUGGUAUGUCAUCUGCACUACUAGCCACAAAACAAGCUUCAAGUGAUGUUGGAGGUGUGUCACAGUUCCAAAUUCCUUUUGUACCACAAUUCCAAAAUACCAGGGCUGGAGGAGUUAUACCUCAUAAUAUUGGUUCUCCCUCUACUAUUCAACCAACUACAUCGUAG
This is a messenger RNA of Pistacia vera, 777 nucleotides long. RefSeq lists its product as uncharacterized. The coding region runs from base 1 to 777 and encodes 258 amino acids. The record is from RefSeq and is a predicted model, not a curated record. The transcript is spliced from 2 exons. Lineage: Eukaryota; Viridiplantae; Streptophyta; Magnoliopsida; Sapindales; Anacardiaceae.